UUACAGCACAUUCGCCGUUGGGGGGAGAGCUGCUUUCGUCUGUUCGUUUGUUUAUAGAGGAAAGGUCUCGUUGUAGAAGGGGAUUAUUUGGACUUCUUGUUUUUAUUAUUUCCCUUUCGUCUGGAUGUGGAAUCAUAUUUUAUCCACUACUUGAAGCGAGCGAAAUGGCCUUUGGAAAUUUACAAUGCGAUUUUGAGGGGCGAGUAGGAUUCUCGCUUAUUGUGCUUCUCCUUGUUUAUGUCGUGCACGGACAAGUACGAUAUUCCAUCCCAGAGGAGAUGGCGAAAGGCUCUGUUAUUGGUAACAUCGCAGAAGAUUUAGGACUCGAUAUUAAAAGGCUAAAGAGCGGUCGAGCACGCAUCAUCGCUGGAGACAGCAGUCGGUACGUGCAGCUGAACACAGACAAAGGAACAUUGGUGGUGAAUGAGGCCAUAGACCGCGAGCUUCUGUGCAAACAGACAUCUCCAUGUAGUUUCAGCUUUGAGGUUAUACUCGAAAACCCGAUUCAUAAUGCUACGGUUAAAAUUCUUAUUCAAGAUCAGAACGACAACGCACCUCAGAUUCUCUACCCAGUACAGACUGGUGUCUCUAUGGUGGCUGAAAUGGUGCCUCGUUCAGCAGAUGUUGGCUAUCUUGUCACUAAAGUGGUCGCUGUUGAUGUGGACUCGGGACAGAAUGCCUGGCUCUCAUAUAAACUGCUGAAAGCGACAGACAGGGCGCUGUUUGAAGUGGGCUUACAGAAUGGAGAAAUAAGAACUUUACGCCAAGUCACUGAUAAAGAUACAGUGAAACAAAGACUUACUGUUGUAGUGGAAGACAACGGGCAGCCCUCUCGUUCAGCUACAGUCAAUGUUAACGUGGCGGUGGCGGACAGCUUUCCGGAAGUGCUCUCUGAAUUCACUGAAUUUACGCACGACAAGGAUUACAAUGACAACCUGACUUUUUAUUUAGUCUUGGCCUUGGCUGCAGUUUCCUUCCUCUUCAUUUCAUGUUUAGUAGUUAUAAUAUCAGUAAAGGUUUACAGAUGGAGACAAUCUCGGAUCUUCUAUCAGUCCAAUCUCCCAGUGAUCCCGUAUUAUCCACCCUGUUACGCAGACGUAGGAGGUACAGGAACUCUGCAGCAUAUGUACAAUUACGAGGUGUGCAUGACAACUGACUCACGGAAGAGUGAUAUAAAACAUCUGCAACCCCUCAGUCAAAGUCUUGGUAGCGUUAACGUCAGCAGUACAGAGACAAUGCCGCAUACCCAGAAGGUGAAGAAUGUGAUCGAAAGAUCCGAUUCGCCAGAAGAGAGACUCAGCAGCUCGCCUUCUGCGCAGAGUCUAGAUUAA
Molecule: messenger RNA, 1331 nt
Organism: Megalops cyprinoides (Indo-Pacific tarpon)
Lineage: Eukaryota; Metazoa; Chordata; Actinopteri; Elopiformes; Megalopidae
Product: protocadherin beta-4-like
Exons: 3
Coding region: 165-1331 (388 amino acids)
Biological process (GO): homophilic cell-cell adhesion
Cellular component (GO): plasma membrane
Molecular function (GO): calcium ion binding
Source: RefSeq, a predicted model, not a curated record